AUGCUUGGUGAGGCUGUUGUCUUCGGCGUGUCCGGCGUCGUCUUGAUAUACGAGUACCAUCGAACUCGGGAGGCUGAGCGGCACCGGCAGGAGGCAGCAAGGGAGGAAGUCCGCCGUGAGGGGGCAGCCAGCCGUGCAGAGCUGCGUGCUCGGAUCGAGGAGCUGAGGGAGGAGCUUGGUCGCCAUCGAUCGGAGCUGGGCAUUCUCCGCGCUGAGGUUGCCCGUGCAAAGCUGAACCCUUUGCGGCAAGCUGGUUCCAGCCAACAUCAGUCGGGGAAGUCCGGUGUCGCCCUAUCGGCGAAAGAGCAAAGCUAG
Symbiodinium sp. CCMP2592 is the source of this 315-nucleotide messenger RNA. Lineage: Eukaryota; Dinophyceae; Suessiales; Symbiodiniaceae. The record is from the annotation of a GenBank genome assembly.